AUGGAGGUCCUGCAGCUUCUACGCCUGCUCCUCACCACCACCAUGCUGGGUCUCUCCCAGACAGUGAACCCCUUUGUAGCCCAGCAGACCCCUCCAGACCCUUGCUAUGAUGAGAGCGGCGCUCCCCGCCGCUGCAUCCCUGAAUUUGUCAACGCUGCCUUUGGGAAGGAGGUCCAAGCCUCCAGCACAUGCGGGAAGCCCCCAACGCGUCACUGCGAUGCCUCAGACCCCCGGCGAGCCCACCCGCCUGCCUACCUGACCGACCUCAACACCGCCUCCAACAUGACGUGCUGGCGCUCAGAGACCCUCCACCACUCCCCCCAGAACGUCACGCUCACCCUCUCCCUCGGCAAGAAGUUUGAGGUUGUCUACGUCAGCCUCCAGUUCUGCUCCCCCCGGCCUGAGUCCACUGCCAUCCUCAAGUCCAUGGACUACGGCAAGACAUGGGUGCCCUACCAGUAUUACUCCUCCCAGUGCCGUAAGAUCUAUGGCAAGCCCAGCAAAGCCACCGUCACCAAGCAGAAUGAGCAGGAGGCCCUGUGCACCGAUGGCCUCACUGACCUCUACCCCCUCACGGGUGGGCUCAUUGCCUUCAGCACCCUCGACGGGCGACCCUCUGCUCAGGACUUUGACAGCAGCCCUGUCCUGCAGGACUGGGUGACAGCCACUGACAUCCGCGUGGUCUUCAGCCGCCCACAUCUCUUCCGUGACCUGGGCGGCCGGGAUGCUGGCGAGGAGGAAGGGGCCACCAGCUCCACCCCCUAUUACUACUCGGUGGGGGAGCUGCAGGUUGGCGGGCGCUGCAAAUGCAACGGGCACGCGGCACGCUGCGUCAAGGACAAAGAGCAGAAGCUGGUGUGUGACUGCAAGCACAACACGGAGGGUCCCGAGUGUGACCGCUGCAAGCCCUUCCACUAUGACCGGCCCUGGCAACGGGCCACUGCCCGUGAGGCCAACGAGUGUCUGGCCUGCAACUGCAACCUGCACGCCCGGCGCUGCCGGUUCAACAUGGAGCUGUACAAGCUGUCGGGGCGCAAGAGCGGCGGCGUCUGCCUCAACUGCCGGCACAACACGGCGGGGCGGCACUGCCACUACUGCAAGGAGGGCUUCUACAGGGACCUCAGCAAGGCCAUCACCGACCGUAAGGCCUGCAAAGCUUGUGACUGCCACCCCGUCGGAGCAGCUGGCAAGACCUGCAACCAGACCACGGGGCAGUGCCCGUGCAAGGACGGGGUGACUGGUCUGACCUGCAACCGCUGUGCCAAGGGCUACCAGCAGAGCCGCUCGCCCGUGGCCCCCUGCAUCAAGAUCCCUGCCAUCAACCCCACCUCCCUAGUCACCAGCACGGAGGCUCCUGCAGACUGUGACUCCUACUGCAAGCCAGCCAAGGGGAACUACAAGAUUAACAUGAAGAAGUACUGCAAGAAGGACUAUGUGGUCCAAGUGAACAUCCUGGAAAUGGAGACAGUGGCCAACUGGGCCAAGUUCACCAUCAACAUCCUCUCUGUCUACAAGUGCCGCGAUGAGCGGGUCAAGCGCGGCGACAACUUCUUGUGGAUCCACCUGAAGGACCUUUCCUGCAAGUGCCCCAAGAUCCAAAUCAGCAAGAAGUAUUUGGUGAUGGGGAUCAGUGAAAACUCCACCGACCGACCGGGACUGAUGGCUGACAAGAACAGCCUGGUCAUCCAGUGGCGGGACGCCUGGACGCGCCGCCUGCGGAAACUGCAGCGGCGGGAGAAGAAGGGGAAGUGCCUGAAGCCCUGA
Chaetura pelagica (chimney swift) is the source of this 1764-nucleotide messenger RNA. It is a transcript of the gene NTN3, whose product is annotated as netrin 3. The coding region runs from base 1 to 1764 and encodes 587 amino acids. Gene Ontology annotation, molecular function: protein binding. NCBI's taxonomy places the organism in Eukaryota, Metazoa, Chordata, Aves, Apodiformes, Apodidae. The transcript has 6 exons. The record is from RefSeq and is a predicted model, not a curated record.